GGUCGUCUUCCAGAAGAGAUCUUCCGGAAGCGGUAGAGGCGGGUUUACGAACGGGCGGCAGACGAGGCGUCCAGUAGAGGUGAAGAUGGCGGCAGCGGCUCAGCGCGUGGCUGGAAUCGUGGCGAAGAAAACCCCGCAGCUCGUAGCAGCGGCCGUGGAAUUCUCCCGGCCACGACUCUCCAAGUUCUGGUCGCUGGCCAAGGUGGAGCUGGUCCCACCCAGCCCGGCGGAGAUUCCUCGAGCUGUCGAGGCCUUCAAGGCGAUGGUGGAGAGGUCCAGACGGGGUGGCGUGGGAAACCUCACCGUCAGGGAGGCUCUGCGCAACUCCCUGGUGGGCGUUGAGAUCGCGAUGUGGUUCUACGUUGGGGAGGUCAUCGGCAGACGCAGCCUCAUAGGAUACAACGUCUAGACACCCGUCUAGACAGCCCACAUAGACGUCUAGACACCCCGUCUAGACGUCUAGACACCCCGUCUAGACGUCUAGACACACAGCCUCAUCAUCUCUCUCCCUGUGUCUCUGUCUCUCUCUGUUCUGUCUCUCUGUUCUGUCUCUCUGUUCUGUCUCUCUCUGUCUCCGUGUCUCUCUAUCUGUCUCUCU
Petromyzon marinus (sea lamprey) is the source of this 598-nucleotide messenger RNA. Lineage: Eukaryota; Metazoa; Chordata; Hyperoartia; Petromyzontiformes; Petromyzontidae. The record is from RefSeq and is a predicted model, not a curated record.